This is a messenger RNA of Amoebophrya sp. A25, 3213 nucleotides long. Lineage: Eukaryota; Dinophyceae; Syndiniales; Amoebophryaceae. The record is from the annotation of a GenBank genome assembly.
GUCAACGAAGAAUUAUGUGUGGGAUCUCUCUAGUCGAUCAGCUGUGUAAUAGUUACGAGUAUUUAAAUUUAUACGUCUAGACAGUGGAAUUGGAAGAACUCGUGAUUGACAUUGACUGCCAGGCACUGUUGAUCAUCUAUUCUAGAUGAAGGCACCUCUAUUCUAGAAGGCUCAUCCGAAUUGAUUGAAAUUCGUACCAUGAUGAGGCGGUCAUCUCCGUUGCUCUGUGUAAGCAGCUUUGUAUCUAUUAUAAACUUGACCGUGGAGGGAUAGGCACGAAACGCUUGACUUGUAGUUGAUCAUCUAGAAGGCUCAUCCACCUUACUGGGUUCCGCUUCCUUUUACUAGUACCCAGUCUAAAUGAAGCAGGACGAAUGCGCUAGCCUUGAUGUCCUCAGCAACGAAAUUUCAGAAAAAGGUCGGCGGACAUACAAGUGACGAUCAGUCUGCGUCCUCGAGUUCGAGUGCAGCGAUGGCAAAUAGAAAUAGGAACGUGGAGGUCAAUAGCGGAGGAGCAAGAACAUCAACCACAAGUAGCUCCUUAAACCCCCCUGCGAAUCAGAGUGCUCCUGGUGGUCGACGUCAAGAAAACCUUAAAAGCAACGUUGCCUCUGCCGGUUACCAACGUCUAUGAGGAUGCUUGUAAUUAUUGAAGAUUGAGUACAACUACAAUCGAAAGGUGGAUCAUGUUGAAUGUUCUCGUUGUUCCAAAGAACUUAAUAUAUAACGUCGCACUUGGCCUUGGUAGGUGUACCCCUCGAAGUAGUAGUUGUUAAGCCAUGAUAUUUUUAACCACUACUGCUACUGCUACUGCUAGUGCUCCUACCACUUUAGUAUUACUAGGUGGACACGACGUGGUACUAAGCCUUUACUACAAGGUGGACACGACGUAGUAGCAUUUUCCAUUCGUAGUGGUAUCUGCGCAUACAUUUAUUUUUCCUUCAUAGGGAAAAAAUAGCCCGUUUCCACCUUCAUAGUGGUAUCUGCACAUUUAUGCAGCUGGCAACAAUCGGCGGCCACACGAUUACUUCCUCGAUCGCGAAUGUCCGACCUUGGAUUUCGCCUUCCUAAAGGCACCUUUGUGGAAAGACGCACGCCUUCUGGACCCAGAGUGCUAUUAAGGUUCUUUCCUUUGAGAACUUGAGUUAUUCAUCCUAUCAAGGUUUCCUUCCUUUAUAAGUGUAAUUCAUCUGAGUCUUAGAACUGGAAGAUAGAGAAGCUGAAGUAUAGUCUCUGAACCUGAAGUAGAAACUUCCUCUAUGUAAUUCAUUCUCGCUAUUUGUUGUAGAGAGUCUAGAAGACAACUGUCUCUACUAGAGAAGCAUCCUAGAAGGGUCGGGGUGGUGCCAUGAUAAGUGGGAAUCAUUCCAACUUCCCGUUUGCUUUGACUAAUCUCCUAAUGAAGAAGUAGAGCAUGUGUAACUAAGGGGGAAAGCAAGUAAGUGAACUCAUCUCUGAGAUCAUCAUCAUCCGGGAAAGACUCUCUGAAAGAUAGUCUGCUUCCUGAAUAUUACAAAGAAUAGUUAGAUACAUUUAGACACUACACACCUCGAAGACGAAGUUGUAGGGCACAACCGCGAUCGUAAGGCACGGGGGGAAGCAUCACCAAGAUGCUCCCCAAGAAGUAGGAGAUGCUUGCCACUGAGAUCCCCGAGCCGUUUCACGAUGUUGACCGAUUCCCCACCAUUCUGCCCAACAUGAAGCUCUAAUCCUAUCAUGGCGCAUUACUUAGCCGCGACGACGGCGACUACAACCAGAUGGCCAAGAACCCUUUUACUGUAUGAGAAAAGACGCGAAGCAGAAGCUACAACAAGCUUGCUCAUAUUAAUAGAACUAGAAGUAGGUUGCACUUGUAUAUGAAUGUAAUGCAUUGCCCUGAAAACUCUUCCUGCUGUGCUCGUUCUGAUCAUUUAUUUUCCUAGUGGAGAGCUAGUACUCCUACUCUGUCUUUAUUUAAUCACCGUCUAAUACUAAUUCUUCACUCUACUAUAUACUGCAUUGUUUUCCAUUGUUUUGAUAAUUUCUUGCUCUUGAGUUGAUAACCACCAUUUUUGUUUUGAUAACAUCCUCCCCACUCAGUUUGCACUUUGGCCUGUACCCCAAGAAUGGGCUAACUACUACCCCUACUUCUACAUUGCGACUCCAAUCCAGUCCUUUCAUCAUCGUCUUUACUCUAAGUAAUGAAGCUGUUGAUGAAAGAUGUAGUAGAUGUUGUACUUGUAGUCUACCUAGAUGAUUUGAAUUUGUUUCUGAUAAGGCAAUGGAGGUCAACACCAGCUGGUAGAAGCCGUAUUAUAUAUAAGUAAGUAACCUGUAUUAUACUACUGACAACUUCUUUAUGUAGUUGUUGCAGGGUACUGGAAAUUGAAAUCGUUCAUAUUACAUUUUUUACUUGUUCUACUUUUGUUAAUGUGUUAGAGUUAGGCCACGAUGAGUCACAACUGACUGCCUCGGUAAUGUUAACAUUGACAUCGAGUAGGACGCCUACAUCAAUAACGAAUUAUGCUCGUCCUUUCUCUCUUCUUGACUGGCACCUGAGUGUACGAGCGUCGAGUGAGCGUCUUCUCCUACUUUCUCCUUCGACCACCACUCUUUCACCGACAAGUAGAAGGAUCUAGAUCAUGGACUUCCUUGGAGUACUUAUAGUAAAAAAUCCACAUCCCUCUUAGAGUUUCUCGUUUCUAAUCUUGCGACGUCGUCGGUGGCAAGCAACGUUUGAGGACGGGAUGCGCUGCCUGGCUGAACCGGUCGAUUGCAUGGUGGAGAGGGGGACAGCACAACUCCAAUAUGAGUACAAGAAGGUAGUACUAGGAGACGAGAGAAGUGCUCCUCGUGGGCAACAGAGUCGUGUGGUGGAUUAUGAUCGUGAUGUUACUACUAGUAGAGUUACAGAAUCCUAGUUGUAGAACCUUCUAGUAGAUGACUUAAUAUUAUACAGGAGAGGUCAACACAAGGUCCUCGUUAUUCUCGUUUUCGUUUCCCCUAAUGAUAUCCCAUCUUCCCCAUUGUGAUGAGAGAUUUCGGCCGAGCUCUAAAGAAAGCAGCAGCAAGAGCAAGGAAUGAAUAUCAACAACACGUUGAUGAAGAACAUUGCGCAGAACAAAAAUUGCAAUACAAAAAUAGCUGUGCCAGAAGUGGACCUAGACGAGACCUCUACUACUAGCGCCUAUAAUGAUCGGGAACAACAACGGAGGGGGAACAACAACAAUGGAG